This is a messenger RNA of Phlebotomus papatasi, 2409 nucleotides long. Its product is annotated as sorting nexin-14-like. The transcript is spliced from 5 exons. The record is from RefSeq and is a predicted model, not a curated record. Gene Ontology annotation, molecular function: phosphatidylinositol binding. The coding region runs from base 131 to 2284 and encodes 717 amino acids. Lineage: Eukaryota; Metazoa; Arthropoda; Insecta; Diptera; Psychodidae. Gene Ontology annotation, biological process: autophagosome maturation. Gene Ontology annotation, cellular component: late endosome.
UAUCAAAGUAAGCUUUUGGGACAAGUGGGACAGUCAGUGUGUGGGGUUCAAAAUAAAAGGUGUGUGCUGUGCGCGGUGUUUUUCCCCAAAGAAAAUCCAUUUCUAGCUGUUUUUCAGAUGAUUUAGCAUCAUGUCCAUGUUGUACUUAACCCGCUUGGUGAUAAACUUCUGGCGGGACAACGCCACAUGCCUCCUAAGCGUUGGCGUUGUCCUCUUUGCUGGACUCUGCAUCACUGUCAGCCUCACCCUGGGUCUCUUUAUAAUUGUACUGUAUAUUUGUGGAGCAAUGGUUGGUGCAGUAUUAUUAAGUAAUAGAGAAACUAUUGCCAAAUAUUUGGGAAAGACCAAAGACUUCCUUGGCUUUCAGGAUUAUGUGGACAAAGAUAGUCCUGAAUGCAGCCUGUGCGGCAGAAAGUCAUGUGAUGAACACAGAGCUCAUCAGUGGCGACCAAAAGAGCCUUGGCGUGGAUGGAGUGUUGAUGAGCAACUUGACAAGGCUGUGGAUCGUUUCUACACUCGCAUUCUCACAAGUUUCGUUGAGAGUUGGUUCUCCCUUGUUUCCCGGAAUGAAGAUUUCGUGCAGCUACUGAAGGAGAACCUGCGAGAAGCAACUUGUAGACUUGUCCUAAAAAUGCGCCAAAUAGAUGCCCCGCUGCUUCUAACAGACAAACUCCUUCCGUGUGUCUUUGUCCACCACGAAACUGUCGCUAAGAUGCUGGCCGAGGGUGUUUCUGUAGAGAAACUCUCAGCUACUUUUGUGCAUCAGGAAUUCUCUGUUCAUCCGGCAGCGCUCAAUCGUGGCGCAGAACUUGAAUAUCUUCGUGGAGUGGCUAGAUGUCUCAUGCCACGCCUUUUGAAUAUUGAUCAGCUCGAAAGCAGAGUUCUGGGUACACUUCUUCGAGAACUCCUAACUUGCUGGGUUCUUCUUCCAAUCAUGGAUGCCAUCUCAGAUCCAAAUCUCAUUAAUCUCCUAAUUGUUGUUGCUACAAAUCCCCGAAGUACACCCAUGACCUUCAGGGAAAGCUACAGAGUUAUCUUCCUGGAGGCAUUUGUCCAACGUAAGGAUUCUAUUCCGGCGCCUGGAUGGGCUUCAUGUGACGAUCUCCUAGCCGAUCAAACCAAGCUUUAUUCAUUCAUGCAAUUUCUAAAACGUGAAGGCGCCGUAGAUAUGCUGCGCUUUCACUUGGACGUGGACAAUCUCAAUAGGGAACUCCUUGAUCCCCGACUCACCACGGAUCCCGCCAAAGUUUCAGCCCUUCAGCAGCAAUCGGAGAAGCUGUUGGACACUUAUCAGACACAGAUGCAAAAGCAAUUCGGCGCUAGCAGUGUCAAGACUCUGACAGAGGCUCAUGAGGUUAUCAGAGAGAGUCUCCAGGGUCGUUGGAGGAAGGCCUUUCGCAACACUCCUGAAUACUUCCGACUUAUCUAUGGCGAUAGGGAUGUGCAUGCAAUUGAGGGUAGCCACAAUCAGGGUCAAGGUGGAUCAACGAUUUCUCGGCUUUCGAAGCUCAAGGGCGUAAUCCGGGGUGCCGUAGACGGAGCCCCUCUAGAGGCUACAGAAAUCCCCACCGUCUGGGAUGCAUUCAGUGAAUCUCAGGCCCAAGCAUCAAAUCCCACAAUUUAUAGUUCAGUCACACAAAAAUUGAGGAAAGAGCGUGGUCAAAAUCUAGACAAUUUCAUGGUCAGCUUCAUGCAGUCCAUCGAGCAGACCACAGAUGUAGGUGAGGAGGUUAUUGAGAUGCGAGAGGAGAGUGAGAGGCGAAAACCAAAUCCGCCAGGACGAAAUCUCGUUUUUGGUGAUUUGUUUGAAGUACAUAAGAAUGCCCACCUGUUACACAACUCUUCCUUAGCGCUGCCUUAUACCAUCAAGGGACCGUCGCAGUGUCUCGUGUAUAUUUUGACUCGAAUACUUGUUGUACCAUCUGUGAUAGUGAAAUUUGCACUGGCUCUAAUACGUCUUUCACGAACCACUGUGGAUUCAGUUAUUUGUCGAGGCCUGGCAAAGCUAGUAGAGGUAGGUUUGCAUGAGCCACGACUGGCAUUUCUGCUUACACUGCUAGAGGAGCAGAUAUUUGGUAGUACCAGACAUCCAGAACCGGGCGGAAGUGAGUUGAAACAGCGCCAGGAGUUAGCUAGGAGGCGAAUUGUGAUGGUUUCGAGGCAGCUAGGCAAUGUUCUAGAUACUCUUCAGUCGCCAGCACUUAACAAACAUCUCAUCUACUGCCUCUUUGACAUAAUUGUGGCUGAAAUGUUUCCCGAAAUGGAUAAUUGUGCACGUGAAUAGGACAAUUACCCUUUGGUUGUUAUUUAUUUUUUUUUUCAUUAUUAGACAAUUUGUACAGAUCGUUUUUUUUUUGUGUAAAAAGUAGAUGAAAUUUAUUAAAAAAAAAUGGGACUCAAUUGUAUAAA